This is a messenger RNA of Drosophila obscura, 2184 nucleotides long. RefSeq names its product nucleolysin TIA-1. The record is from RefSeq and is a predicted model, not a curated record. NCBI's taxonomy places the organism in Eukaryota, Metazoa, Arthropoda, Insecta, Diptera, Drosophilidae. Gene Ontology annotation, molecular function: RNA binding.
AACUUUUUCCACACAAAUUUCAUUGGUCUGUGAUAAGUGAAGGUCAAGCAAAAAGGGAGAAUUUUUUAUGCAAAAUUAAAAAGCAACCACAAACAACACGAAGCGGAACAAACAAAACAGCAAACGGAAAAGAAAACCACAGAAAGGCAGCAUUUCAAAUUAGUACAAUUGUAGAAAUUAUUUAAUGCCCCAAAUGAUUUGCGCAUAAAACUCGACAAAACAACAGCAGAGCAGCAGCAGCAGCAUCGACAGCAUCGGCAGCAAAAGCAACAACAGUGCGGUUUCACACAAAAAAGGCAGCCAUAAAAAUUAUUUAGCCAAAUUAUAACACAAUUUAUUUGCAUCAUCAACUGCAAGGCGGCAGGCAGGCACUUCAUUAAACAUCAAAGCGAGCUGUGUUUAACCGCAGAACGUGCGAAUUCUACACCGCAAUACCAGCAGCAACAGCAACAGCAGCAGCAAUAAAAAGCAACACCCACUAAAAGUGCAGCUGCAACAGGAAACGGAAACAAAAACGGUAAUACCAUGUUGGCCAUGCCCACUUUGAUGAUGCCAGCCACUGCACAGAUGACGCUCAGCAGUCAGCCACUGUCGGUGGGCGCCAAGCCCUACGAGACCAAGCUAUUGGCCAUCCACCAGACGCACAUGCAACAGCAGCAGCAGCAACAGGCGCCCUCCCAGCAGCAGCAGCAGCAGCAGAACGUCAAGCAGCAGGCCCAGCAGAUGACCAUUGUCACCACUCAGCAGCAGCAGCAGCAGCAACAGCAGCAACAACAGCAGCAGCAGCAUCCCCAGUCGCAGUCGCCACACCUGCAGCAGCAACACUCGCAGCAGCAGCAUUCGCAACAGCAGGCCGUGGCUGCCGCAGCCGCCGCUGCUGCCGCGCACCAUCAGCAGCAGCAGGCGGUGGCCGCUGCCGUCUGUGCCGCCCAGCAGCAGGCGGUGGUCGUCCAGCAGCAGCAGUAUCAGAUUCACUCGCAGCAGCAGUCGCCCCAGCAGCAGGUGCUCAGCAUCUCUCCCAAGCAGGAACAAUUCCACAUCUUUGUCGGUGACUUGAGCUCAGAAAUUGAAACUCAGCAAUUGCGCGAAGCAUUCACACCAUUCGGCGAAAUCUCCGACUGUCGCGUGGUGCGCGAUCCACAAACCUUGAAGUCGAAGGGCUAUGGGUUUGUGUCCUUCAUCAAGAAAUCGGAAGCCGAGAGCGCCAUUACGGCCAUGAAUGGCCAGUGGCUUGGCUCCCGUUCAAUUCGCACGAAUUGGGCCACACGGAAACCGCCGGCGAGUAAAGAGAACAUCAAGCCGUUGACCUUCGAUGAGGUCUACAAUCAGAGCAGUCCCUCCAAUUGCACCGUUUAUGUUGGCGGCGUAAACAGCGCCCUCACCGCCCUCAGCGAGGAGGUGCUCCAGAAGACAUUCGCGCCCUAUGGAGCGAUACAAGAGAUUCGAGUCUUCAAGGACAAGGGCUAUGCCUUUGUGCGCUUCUCCACCAAGGAGGCCGCCACCCAUGCCAUCGUCGGGGUACACAACACAGAACUUAAUGCCCAGCGUAAGUGCUCGUGGGGCAAGGAGAGCGGCGAUCCGAACAAUGCCCAGACCAUCGCCACACAGGCACUCAAUAGCGCCGCCGCUGCCGCCGCCGGGUUCCCCUAUGGGUUGGGGGCAACUGCAGCCGCCGCAUAUGGGCAGCAGCUGGCGGCCACCGGCUGCUGGUACUCGCCCACACCCACAUACCAGGCCUCCUCGGCCCCGGCCACAGCUGUGACCCCGGCGGCGGCCAGUGCCGCUGCCGUGCAGAACCAAUUCCUGCAGGGCAUCCAGGGCUACCACUUUGGCCAGUACGGCGGCUAUCAGCAGGGAUAUAUGGGUAUGGGAGUGCAGAUACCGGCCACAUGGCAAGGCGUCACCCAGGCCCAGAUCUCUCCUGCACAGCAAAUGGCAACGGGCGUGGCCGGGACUGCCAUACCGCAGGCAGCCGGCGUGGUCGCUUACCCGAUACAGCAGUUCCAAGUGAGCCCACAGGUUUAUCCUUUACUCUUGCAGGCACAGUAAGCGCAAAAACAAAACACGAAUAAGCCAGAGAAAAAAGCCAAAAAAAAAAACCAUAACAAAAUUUCCAAGUACAGCUGCUAUUCUGAAACAGAAACAAAACCAAACUGAGCUGUAAAUAAAAUGCGAAGCGCAAAA